AUGGUUGGACCAGGAAGACCUCAAAUCGUACUUUUCGGUUCUUCAAUUGUUCAAUAUAGCUUCAGCGAUAAUGGUUGGGGAUCAACACUCGCUAAUAUCUACUCUCGCACGGCUGACAUUAUCCUUCGUGGAUAUGCUGGUUGGAAUUCCAGAUUUGCCUUGAAGGUCCUUGACAAAGUUUUCCCAAAGAAUGCUGUAAUACAACCUUCUUUGGUGAUAGUCUAUUUUGGUGGGAACGAUUCGAUGAAUCCUCAUCCAUCAGGGCAUGGCCCUCAUGUUCCUUUAACUGAAUUCAUCGAUAACAUGAGGAAAAUUGGGGAACAUCUUUUGAGCCUUUCGGACAAGACUCGUGUCAUUUUUCUCACUCCGCCGCCUAUGAAUGAGAGACAAAUCGAACGAGUUUUCGGGGAUGCAAUGAGUGGCCGGAGUAAUGAGUUGUGUCGUCCGUAUGUAGAAGCGCUGUUAAACCUAUGCAGAGAGAUCAAUGUGAAAGGUAUCGAUCUUUGGACCGCAAUACAACAGGAGGAUGAUUGGUUGAACAUUUGUUUCACAGAUGGGAUCCAUUUCACAGCGAAGGCAAGCGAGAUUGUCGUGAAGGAGAUAUUGAAAGCAGUGAGAGAAGCGGAUUGGAAACCGAGUCUUUACUGGAAAUCAUUACCGGUUGAGUUUCCAUUUGAUUUUGAUGUUCCAAACUCCAUAAGCCUUUGUGAUCUUAAUUUAACUAGAAACAAGCAGUUGGAGUCACAACCUGGUACGGCCCGAUUGUAA
Molecule: messenger RNA, 768 nt
Organism: Arabis nemorensis
Lineage: Eukaryota; Viridiplantae; Streptophyta; Magnoliopsida; Brassicales; Brassicaceae
Source: the annotation of a GenBank genome assembly